CCACCAUCCUUAAACAACAAACAAACUCAUUUCUCCUAAUCCCUCACUCUGUCUUUCCAGUGAGUGAGAAACCCAAAAAAUGGCCCCCUUGAGUUUUAUCAUUCUGUUAUCCCUCAUAGCCUGCGCCGCCUUCGUCGACGCCAAAAUCCCCGGCAACUACGGCGGCGGUUCCUGGCAAAGCGCCCACGCCACUUUCUACGGCGGCAGCGACGCCUCCGGCACUAUGGGUGGUGCGUGCGGGUACGGAAACCUGUACAGCCAGGGGUACGGAGUGAACACGGCGGCGCUGAGCACGGCGCUGUUCAACAACGGGCUGAGCUGCGGCGCGUGCUUCGAGAUAAAGUGCGCCAACGAUCCGCAGUGGUGCCAUUCGGGAAGCCCCUCGAUAUUGGUGACGGCGACCAACUUCUGCCCGCCCAACUACGCCCUCCCGAACGACAACGGCGGGUGGUGCAACCCUCCCCGGUCCCACUUCGACCUCGCCAUGCCCAUGUUCCUCAAGAUCGCCGAGUACCGCGCCGGCAUUGUCCCCGUCACUUACCGCCGUGUGCCGUGCCGGAAGCAAGGGGGAGUGAGGUUCACGAUCAACGGCUUCAAAUACUUCAACUUGGUCCUGAUCACCAACGUCGCGGGUGCAGGGGAUAUCGUGAGGGCGAGCGUGAAAGGAUCAAAGACUGGGUGGAUGAGCAUGAGCCGCAAUUGGGGUCAGAACUGGCAGUCAAACUCGGUCUUGGUUGGUCAGUCACUCUCCUUCAGGAUCACAGGCAGUGACCGACGCACUUCCACUGCCUGGAACAUUGUCCCAUCUCAUUGGCAAUUUGGCCAGACCUUCACCGGAAAGAACUUCAGGGUCUGAAUCGUCUUUUCAGAAGUUUCUGGGUCCUUUUAUGUCAUUUUGUUUUUUUUUUUUUUUUUUUUUUUCCCCUUUUC
Molecule: messenger RNA, 930 nt
Organism: Morus notabilis
Lineage: Eukaryota; Viridiplantae; Streptophyta; Magnoliopsida; Rosales; Moraceae
Product: expansin-A4
Exons: 3
Coding region: 80-856 (258 amino acids)
Biological process (GO): plant-type cell wall organization
Cellular component (GO): extracellular region
Source: RefSeq, a predicted model, not a curated record